Colossoma macropomum (tambaqui) is the source of this 944-nucleotide messenger RNA. RefSeq names its product histone H3-like centromeric protein A. Gene Ontology annotation, molecular function: DNA binding; protein heterodimerization activity; structural constituent of chromatin. The transcript has 5 exons. The coding region runs from base 74 to 499 and encodes 141 amino acids. Gene Ontology annotation, cellular component: nucleosome. The record is from RefSeq and is a predicted model, not a curated record. NCBI's taxonomy places the organism in Eukaryota, Metazoa, Chordata, Actinopteri, Characiformes, Serrasalmidae.
GCGAGGCUCUCCGGGGAAAACGGUCCGCAGGUCUCGGCGCUCGGCGGCUCAGGCGUACUGACCCCUCUGAAAGAUGAGGCGUGAUUCAUCAGCUCGCAGACGGAAGCCCUCCACUCCGAAACGGAGGUCUCCUCCUCGCCCUCCACCAACUCGGACACGCAGAACCAGCGGACCCUCAGAAGCAACGCCGAGGAAGAAGCGCAGGUUUCGCCCGGGCAUGAGAGCGCUUAUGGAAAUCCGUAAAUAUCAGAAGUCAACGGACCUGCUCCUGCGCAAGGGGCCGUUCUCACGCCUGGUACGGGAGGUGUGUCAGAUGUUCAGUCGGGAGCACCUGAAGUGGCAGGCUUACGCUCUGAUGGCCCUGCAGGAGGCCGCGGAGGCGUUCCUGGUGCGUCUUUUCUCUGAUGCUAAUCUGUGUGCGAUUCACGCUAAGCGUGUGACUCUGUACCCUCGUGACAUCCAGCUGGCGCGCCGCAUCCGCGGAGUGGAGAACAUAUGAAGUGAUACUGCUGCAGUCAGGAGUGUUUUCCCCUCAGCAUCUGACCUCCAGACCACAGGAGCUCCAGACCACAGGAGCUCCAGACCACAGGAGCUCCAGACCACAGGAGCUCCAGACCACAGGAACAGAGCGCAGUGCUGCUGUGGAUCUGCUCUUCAGACCAUCAGAGGAUCGACAUUCACACCUGGACUGAUGCACACGUGAACUAAAUAAUGACAUUCACAUUACUGAUUUUACCUGCAGCUCAUCUAUGAUUUUAUUAUUAUCAGUGCAUUAACAUUGUCAUAACUGAAGAAGAUGAAGUUUCAUAACUCGUAAGCAGCCGACUGCAGUGAUUCAGCUGUUUAUUGACGGGUACUUAAAACUGAAUUUUAGCAGGCGGGAAAAUCUUAAUACCAAUCCAUUCUGUUCUGUUUCUGAUCUUUUAUAUAUAUUUUUUUUUAUU